UAAAUAUCCGCGGAGUUCUGCAGUGUCUGCCCUGAGUUCGAGAAUGGGUGAAGUGUUCUGGGAACGAGUAGCCUAGUAACCACAGUGUACACUGUGAACAAGAUGGCGAAGUUUGUGAUCGCAGGCCAGGCUGACUGCCCCUACUAUGCCAAGGUGGAGUUGUUGGCUGACAGCCUACAGUCAAAGCUCCAAGACUUCCAUGUACACAAGAUAGUCAAGACUCCAGAGGAAUGGAAGCCCUGGCUACAGCAGCUGUGUGCAGACAAUGGCUGGACCCACGGCAGAUCACCCAUCAUCUGGAGGGAACUGGUGGACCGGGGAGGGAAGGGCCUCCUCAUUGGUGGACACAACGACUUCAUGGAGUAUGCAAGGUCCUACUAUGGCAUGACGUCAGGCAUGCUGAGUGAGAUGAUGAAGAACAUCGCGGCAGAGAACCUUGCCGUGACGCAGGAGCUACGAGAGGAGGAAGAAACCAUCAGGAGACAGAGCAAACCGCUUCACGUCUGCGUCAUCAACGCAGCACGAUCUCCCGCCUACCACGUACUGCCGUCUCUCGUGAAUGGCGAGAUACUACGCGAGGAGGAAAUAGCCUUGCACUUACACGAUUCAGAAGAGAACCUGGAGAAACUGAAAGGCUUGGAGAUGGAGGUUUUUGACCUCUCCUUCCCGUUCUUGAAAGAGAUAUCCGUAACAACCGACCUCCCCACGGCAUUCCAGAACGCACACAUCGCCAUCGUACUGGAUGAUUUUGACCAAGGUGGAAAGGAAGAUGCUAUUGGCGAUAUGGAGACUAAAGUGUCAUUCUACAAACGUGUUGCAGAAGCAAUCAACCAAACCGCAAGCAAAGACAUCCGAGUACUUGUAGCUGGUACAGGGCCUCUGAACUCCUUGGUCAGUAUCCUUAUUGACCACACCCCCUCAAUCCCGAGACAGAACAUUGCAGCUGUGGCACAGGUGAAAGAGCGGCAAGCAAAGUCUCUGCUUGCAAAGCGGCUCACGGUUAAUUCUGCAGGAGUUUGUGAUGUCAUUGUGUGGGGAAACGUUGGAGGCACCACGUACACAGAUGUGUCGCGAGCAAGAGUGCAUGGCUAUGAUGGAGCUAUCUGGGGACCACCAAGCUACUCCUGUUCAGUAUCAGAGAUGGUUCACGAUAACAAGUGGCUGGAGGGAGAGUUCCUAGAGCAGCUGCAGAGUCGCUCCCACACCAUCCAGGAUUCCCUGCAGCACUCCGCAGACCUGUCCAUGGCUGCUGCCAUCUCCAGCACCCUCAGCUACUGGUGGAACGGAUCACCUGAGGGGCAGCUCUUCUCUCUGGCUGUGUGCUCCGAAGGUUUCUAUAACAUCCCAGAGGGUGUAGUCUUCUCCUUUCCCGUCAUGUUCCACAAAGGCUCAUGGGAGGUCGUACAGGACAUCGACAUGAACGAGGAUAUGAGGGUCAUGCUGUCCAGUAUCACAGCACAACUUGUGGAGGAAAAGGAUCUCCUCUUACACCCGACCAACGCUAACCACGAGAAGUUGCUGAAGGUGUUUGGUGUGACCACUGACAUUUCAACGCCUUCCUCCGUCAAACUGGAUAAAAUCAUGGAGGAGACGGAAAAGUCUUCAUCUGAGGAGACGCCUGAGGCUGCCGCUGCAGCUGUUAGUACUGGGGAUGAGACCGCGCCGAGUUAAUUCAUAUGUAAAGACUAUGAAAACAAUUCUUUUCUUGUAAAAACAUCAUGGAUUGUGCUUUCUCAAUGUAAAUAUGAUUGUAGGGACAUCAAUGCAAGAGGGCAUUUAUUUGAACAGGAAAUUGAAAUAAGUUGCCCACAUCUUACAGCAAAGGGGCAGACAACAAGGAAGGAAGAAGGUUAUGUUUGAGAAAUUUUGUAAAUUGUAUAAAUGAAGACUGGUUAAGCACUUUGCAGCUGCAAGAUCUAUUUUUGAGUCAAUGAGUGAAGUUACAGAGUGUUACAUUUACAUAAUUGAUGAAAAUAUUUCACAUGUUCCAUUGAGAACAACUUCAAGGCUACUUUUGUAGAAUCUUGUAUACCAGAUCUAGUGGUACAAAUGUGGUCAUAUUGGUAUGCACCAACAAUUCAUCCAGCAAUCUUUUUUGUUUGUGCCAGAUUUUGUUCUUGAAAUAAAAUAUCACCAAGCUUAA
Branchiostoma floridae (Florida lancelet) is the source of this 2143-nucleotide messenger RNA. Its product is annotated as putative malate dehydrogenase 1B. Gene Ontology annotation, biological process: oxaloacetate metabolic process; malate metabolic process; tricarboxylic acid cycle. Gene Ontology annotation, molecular function: L-malate dehydrogenase (NAD+) activity. NCBI's taxonomy places the organism in Eukaryota, Metazoa, Chordata, Leptocardii, Amphioxiformes, Branchiostomatidae. The transcript is spliced from 7 exons. The record is from RefSeq and is a predicted model, not a curated record. The coding region runs from base 103 to 1671 and encodes 522 amino acids.